AUGAGUGCGCCUGAAAAAGACGUAAAGCUCGCAACCAAAAGCGCGACGCGUCUGGUUCCGUCUUUUCGUCGAAUUUCUUCUGAGGAAGAGGAGCGUUUAUCGACGGCGUCCUCCCUGCCAAGUGCCUGGAUGGCGCAGUAUGGAUAUCACAACGGACACGAAUUCUCUCUACCUAAGCAUUUAGUGCGAUAUAUUGAGCCGACUGAGGGUGAAUUUGACCAGCAAGUGGAGUAUGAUAUGGAUGAGCAAGACAAGUACUGGCUCGACGAACUUAAUGCGGAACGAAAAAGAGACCAGCUAGACGUGAUCAGUUACGAGACCUUUGAAAUUAUCUUUGACAGGCUGGAAAAAGAAUGGUUCUCGCUCGUGAAACGAAUUCCAUCACGAUUUUCUAUUGGCGAAGCUAUGGAUGAAGAAGAGUUUCCUGAGGAGUCGCAAUGUGCUAUCUGUGACGACAAUGAAUGUGAAAAUUUAAAUGCCAUCGUAUUUUGCGAUGGAUGCAACUUGGCCGUCCAUCAGGAAUGUUACGGCGUUCCUUUCAUCCCAGAAGGGCAGUGGCUCUGUCGGAAAUGUACAGUGUCUCCCGACCGACCCGUAUCGUGUAUCUUUUGCCCUCAGGAAGGAGGUGCCUUCAAGCAAACGAGCGAUGGCAAAUGGGCGCACUUGCUGUGUGCUAUGUGGAUUCCUGAGACGGGUGUUAGCAAUUCUGUUUAUAUGGAACCCAUUGAUGGAGUCCAAGAUAUCCCCAAAGCACGCUGGCGUCUGCGCUGCUACUUGUGUAAUUCUCGACAUGGUGCGUGUAUUCAAUGUGAGCAUCGCUCCUGUUUUACUGCUUUUCAUGUGAUGUGUGCACGGCGCGUGGGGCUCUUGGGCCGCACUCAGGAUAUCUCAGACGAGGCUCGCGACACCAAGCCGGAUGCCGCGGCGGCCUAUUGCCAUCGCCAUCUCCCUCUUGAUCGUAAAGUUGCCUUGCAUACGCGUAUUCGAGGCACUGAUGACGAUGACAACGAUACAAGCAGUGUUUCUGACGUAUCCACGAGCGAGCUGGCAACAGUUCCAAAACGACCCGCUACAUCUGGCUACGACUCGAUCGUGUCGAAAAGUGCACGCGCUUACAACAAGCUGUAUUCAUCAGGCCCAUUGCCCGUACCAAAUUACAUGGUACGCCGUGUGCUAGAUUACAUCUCGCGCAUUUCUAUUCGUCGAAAAUCACAAGCGGUAGCUCUUAUUGUUCGUUACUGGAGCUUGAAGAGGCAGCAAAUGCGUGGUGCACCGCUCUUAAAGCGCCUGCACAUUGAGCCAUGGACUGUGGGCCAUUUCGUGGAUGAACGGACUCAUGCACUCAAGCUUACCAAACUACAAUAUCUCUUUUUCCUUCGUGAAGAUUUGGAGAAAGUUCGUCUUCUAGCUGAACUGGUUCGCAAACGUGAAAAGACCAAACUAAAGCAGCUGCAGCUAUUUCGCACAUAUAUGCUGGACCAAGGCCUUUUAUACAAGCAGGCUCAACUGCAUCAAGCCCUGGAAUGUGUCAUGGCACUGGAUAAAGCACAAUGGUUCAUGUACCCUGUCUCCAAGGAGGCGCCUGGGUAUUACGAUAUCAUCAAGGAGCCUAUGGACUGGAACACCAUUCGUUCUCGUAUUGAUACCAUGUCAUACCGUACUUGGGAAGCAUGGGAAGCCGAUGUACGUUUGGUAUGUACGAAUGCCACAACGUACAAUCAGCCCCAAUCCCUCAUCUCAAAAACGGCUCAAAAAAUCCUCAAAAGUCUACCCGACAUCGUGAAAGACACGCGCGAUACCUCUGUGUGGGAAGAUGGUACUGCAUCAGGCCUAGAACCACCAGACGCACUAUUGCAAAUGCUGCAGGCGCCGUACAUGGUACCUGACGGCAUUUCCAUUGGUGCGCCACCUCAGGAUGCAACUGUCAUGGACGCCUUUUUGGAGCAGUGGUAUACAGUUCCGAAUCCGGAGGAGCCACGCGCCAUGCGCCCCCCACCAAAAAAACCCAAGCGUACGGCCAAAUUAGGCCCAGUGCGUCGCAGCGCUCGGCAUGCCCCUGAACCCUCAGAGCCAGCCAUUAUCACUGAGCCGUGCGUUGUGGACGAAAUCAAUGCCAAAGAUUCGUUCAAAUACUUUAAUGUUGGCUGGCUCUUACCGCCAGGCGCACGACGAGGAAAUCGACCUCGCCCUGAGCCUCGAGCUCAGAUAAAGCGCCCGAAAGUCGCACGGCGCACCAGGCGUCACGAAGAUGGCAGUUCAUCGCUCAGCGAAUUAUCAGAUGCAUAG
Molecule: messenger RNA, 2286 nt
Organism: Malassezia restricta
Lineage: Eukaryota; Fungi; Basidiomycota; Malasseziomycetes; Malasseziales; Malasseziaceae
Product: PHD finger domain protein
Exons: 1
Coding region: 1-2286 (761 amino acids)
Biological process (GO): regulation of transcription by RNA polymerase II
Cellular component (GO): MOZ/MORF histone acetyltransferase complex
Molecular function (GO): protein binding
Source: RefSeq, a predicted model, not a curated record